UGCAUAUAUUUGACAGUUGACGGUACAGAAGCGUCCAUGAAGUGAAGAGGAGGAGGGGAGUCACGGUGGGCUGCACAUACAGGAGUGGUUGUAGAUGUGAAGGGGUGGUUGAGGCUGACAGAGGUGUGCCUCUAACAGAACUUUAUUAAGGCUCUUCAGUUUGUUUCCAUUCGGACCAGCUGACUGGGGACAGGACGGGCUGCUGCAUGCUGUGGCUUUUCUGGACUCAUGGCUCGGCUCUUCGGUGCAAAAGUGAGCCUGCUGCUUCUGUUAAUGACCUUGAUGCUCAUCGCAGAGACAAGACAGAAGAGUCCAAAGACACUGAGGAGAAAGAAGAGAGAAUGGAUCCUUCCUCCUGCCAAGUUGCUGGAGAACACUGAUUACACCCAAAAGCCUUUCAUUGCCAAGAUUCGCUCUGACCGAGACAACAGGGCGAAGGUGGAGUAUUUCCUCACUGGAAAAGGAGCUGAUAAGUCACCCUACAACCUCUUUGUGGUGGACCAUGACACCGGGUUUGUACGCAUCACUGAUAAAGUAGACCGGGAGAAAUACCCCAGCUACAAUCUAACAGGGGUUGCCAAAUACACAGAUGGGACACUUGCGGAGGACAACAUCCCACUGACUGUCACAAUCCUGGACAUGAAUGACAACCCUCCUUAUUUUGAGAUGCAUACUGGCAACAUCACAGAGUCAAGCAAAGAAGGAACCUUUGUCAUGCAGAUCGAGGGGAAAGAUAAUGACGAAGCUGGAACAAUUAACUCAGCCAUCGCCUACACCAUCAUCAGUCAGGAGCCAGAAGUCACAGGUCACAUGUUCACUAUAGAGAAAAACACAGGAAAAUUGUUCGUCAAGGAGCCCACACUGGACAGAGAGACUCACGAUACCUACACACUGGUUGUAAUGGGGACUGAUAUGGGAGGAGCAGCAAAUGGGCUAACAGGGACAGGAACUGUUGUGAUCAAGGUCUUGGACAUCAAUGAUAACAUCCCCACUCUAGAAAAAUCAGCGUACGAUGGUGAAGUGGAUGAAAAUGUUGCAAAUGUACCUAUACUGAGAAUCAAAGCUCUGGACAAUGACCUUGAACACACAGACAACUGGCUGACGAUCUUUACAAUUGCCAAAGGAAAUGAGGAUAAACUCUUCGAAAUUGAGACAGACCCUGAAACCAAUGAGGGUGUCCUGAUGCUUGUCAAGGCUGUGGACUUUGAAGAAGUCCAGAAUCUUGAGCUUGGCCUGCUCAUUGAGAAUGUAGCUCCUUUUGUGGAAGGUGAAGCUGUUCUGAUGAAUGUGGGCGUUCAAAUUGGAGAGGGUAAUCCUUUGCCUGCUGGGGCUGCAGCUGGAGCUGGAGCUGGUGCUGGUGCUGGUGCUGGUGCUGGUGCUGGUGCUGGUGCUGGAGUUGGAGUUGGAGUUGGAGUUGGUGUGGGUGCGGAUGUAGGAGUGGAUGCAGGUGUAGACGCUGGUGUAGACGCUGGUGUAGAUGCUGGUGUAGAUGUAGAAGGUGGACUUAAGCCUAACGUAGGAGGAGGAGCUAAGCCCGAGGCAGGGCCAGCAGCUGGAGUUGGGGUUGGAGUGGGCGUUGGACUUAAACCAGGCGUCAAACCGGGACCCGGGACAAAGCCAAAUGCACCAAAAAGUUAUCCCAUUAAGAUAGCAGUGAAUAAUGUGCCAGAGGGCCCAGCAUUCAAACCUGCCACCAAAGAAGUUCCUGUAUCAGAAGAUCCAGACGAACAACCUGAGGAUGGUGUGGUUGCAGUGUUUACUGCAAUCGAUCCAGACACAGGAAAAACAGCUGAAGACGUCAGUUAUGCUAAAGCCUAUGAUCCAGAUAACUGGUUUACCAUCGAUGAAGAGACAGCUGAGAUUAAACUCAACAAGAAUCCAGAUAGAGAGUCGCCGUACUUGGUAAACGGGACCUACAUUGCCAAGAUUCUGGCCAUUACUGAUGACAUGCCUUCAAACACAGCCACCGGAACAAUAGCCAUUCAAGUCGCCGACUCCAAUGACCAUUGUCCCACCCUGACCACCACUCACACCAGUCUGUGCUCUGAUAAAAAAACUGUUUAUGUUACUGGAUUUGAUGAGGAUGCUAUACCCAACGCUGCUCCAUUCACAUUCACAAUCAUACCUGAUGGGACACAGGGCAGCUGGGAUAUAGAAGUCCUCAAUGAGACGAGUGUUGCUCUUCAUUCACAAGAGGACCUGUGGCCCGGCGUGUAUGAGCUGCAGGUGAAGGUGUCAGAUGAACAGGGUCUGUCCUGUCCAGCCGAUGAGGUUUUUAGAGUGGAUGUUUGUACCUGUGUGGACACAGAGGACUGCAACAUUCUACAGAGGGCAGCCAGACUAGAAACUACUUCAUCUGAGCUCUCUGCCCCAGCCAUCGGCCUGCUGCUAAUGGCAAUGUGCUUACUGCUGUUCAUCCCUUUUCUUCUGAUGUUCUGUCAGUGUGGAGGAGCAGACACUAUCUUCCCUGACCAAUUUAGUGAUCUGCCAUUUGAUGCCAAACAACACCUUAUAUCCUAUCACACUGAAGGCAAAGGCGAGGAUAAGGAAGUGCCCCUCCAUAGUGCCCCGAUCACGAUGGGUACCCAAAAUAAAGUUGAGGCAGUACAAACAAGGACCUUCAAUGCCUUUUCUUCAAAAUUCACAGAACAUCAGGAGUCAACUGAAAUGUUCAGUGAAUCUAUGCAGCAGUUUCAGGAAAGCCAAAAUCUUAUGGAGGUUGACAAUGCCUACACACUUUCAAGGGAACCAUUGAAAAAUGGCAAUGGCAGCAUGACAUUUGGCAGGCAAAAACUUGGCAUCCAACAUGCGCAAGAUCUGUAUGAGGAUAUAGCCUUAUCUGAUGCUUUUCUCAAUGAUUACUAUUCACAGAAAGUGGAGUGUGUGGUGCCAGUGAAGGACUGUCUGUUGGAGUAUGAUUUUGAGGGCGAGGGCUCCUGUGCUGGCUCAGUGGGCUGCUGCAGCCUCUUGGAGUCUGACAAUGACCUGCAGUUUCUCAAUGACCUUGGACCAAAGUUCAAGACUCUGGCUCAGAUCUGUUCCCCUCCUACAACAACACCCAAACCUUCCCUGGGACACAAAGUAACAGGAGCUGUCAAAACCACAGCUGACAUUGUUGAACCCGUUGUUAAGCCAAAAACUGAGCGAAGUGUUGAGACAAAACAUACCAAUGUAAUGACAAAGAAAGUCGUGUCAUCUACGAACAUCUCCAGUUCAGUUGGUAGUGUGCCAUCCAUGACACUCCCUCACUCUAAGGUUACUAAUAUCAGUCAUUCCUCUAAUGUCAGUCAUUCUGCCACCCUGCCCCGUCAAGCUCAGACAUUGGUACUUCAACAGCAGCCAGUUUACUACACUACCACCCCUAUGGUACAGCCUAUGCACUAUGUAGUUCAACCACAGCUUCAGAGCACAGUUCUUGUGGCAGAUGGGACCCACGGAGCAAAUGUUCCAGGCCUAUAUGUAGUCAGCGGUCCCCAGAGUCCUUCUGGACUUGUAAUCAAUGGAACCCCAGGCUCUCCUUCUGGGCUAGUUUUCCCUAGCAUUGAGAGCACCAAAAGUCUUGCCAGUCCCACAAGUUCAGUCACCCCCACCCUGUUGCUACCUGUGAGCCCAGGUGUGUCACUCCCCUCAGUCCCUGUGGAUGGCUGGAAAAUGAUCCUAAAUCCUGAUGGUAAUUAUGUGAUCAUUGAGGAUAAGAGUAGUACAGGUAAGGUACUGAAGAUGGACCCAGGGUCACCUCAGGGCACUGUGCCCAGAGGUGCUAUCCUGGUAAAGGAGGCUGCUCCCCCUCAGGGGGUGUUAGGCCCAGCAGCCCAUGGGAGUGUGUAUGGCAUUCUGCCAGGACAUGCUGUUGCUAAUAAGGAGGGUGUUGUUACAGUAAAUAGACAUUUGAGGCAAACCUGGGUUGGGCAACCUGUGCAGAUGGGGUUAGGGCCAGUCAAUGUUUUGGAAGUUGGUGGUGGGCAGUCACAAAUGGGAAUGGGACAUGUGGUGGCAGUAGAGCGACAAGUCGGUCAGCCUGGAAUUUGGCCAGCUGGGAUUAGGCAGGUCAGUGUAAACCAGUUUGAAGGAAUUCCUCCAUUACAAAAAACAGCAGAUUUCAGUGGUAUUCAAGAGAAGACCAUUAAUGUUACAAAUACUAUCAUUACCACUGAAACCUCUAACACUCAUUUGCCUUCAAAGGAAGAGGUUAUAAAAAAUCUGUUCAAGGAUGAUGCUCAGAACAUGUAUGAUGAAGACAAGCAAUCACAAGAUGUGAUCACCUACACAUCAGAAGAACAACACACAGCACUAGAUGUAAAGGACUCUAGUGAUACAGUCCAAAAAGCAUUUGAGGAGAAGGAAAGAUCUGUAAAACCUUCAGUUAUAAGUCUUGAGGAAUAUAUUAUGUCAUUACCAGGCCCACGUGUAGUUCAGACACCAUUUGAGCAGUCUGGCACAGUGGUAGAGAAACCAGGAGAUACAAUGGAUGAACUUGUGCCUGAAACUGAAACUCCAACAAACAAAUUCACAGAUGUGAUAAGUCAGACUACAGGAUCCAAUGACCCACAAGAGAAUGCAGAGGAAGAAACCAAUGUUCCACAGGAAAAGCAUGUCCCCUCUGAAGAAGAAGAUAUAUCUAUGGUCAUUAAUAUGUCCUCGACAGAAGAUUUCCUACCUGUAUCAGAUGUUACUGAUUUAGUUAAUACAGACAAAGAGAAUGAAGUGACAUUAACAUUUCCUCAAGGAGAGGAAGCAACUCCUACUUCAAACCAAAUGAACAUUGUAGACAAUCAAAUGCAUUAUUGGACAGAAGAAAGUGUAGCCAAAAAGGAAGCAGCACCUUUGAAAAAAGAGGAAGAGCAAGAAGAAGAAGUUGAAGGUCCAGAUGAUGAAAGUUCUGAAUUUGGGUCAGAACUUCAAUCAAAUGAAUUCACAGAGGAUCAAAGUAGAAAGGAGUUCGAUGGAGAUGUCAGCCCAGUAAAGACAGUUGUUUCAGAUGUAGAAACAAAUCAGAUUAUUGCCACCUGUGAUAGUAUUCAGCCAGAAGAGAAUAUGGAGGACAUGACACUAGUCAUCAGUAAUGCACAGGAAGAGGUUAAAGCUGAGCAUGAGCAGUUGUUAGAUUCUGAAAUAGGACUCAAUACUAUGGGUGAUGAAUUAUCAGCAACACCUCCAAAUGAGAGUUCAACAGACACUGUGAAUGAGUCUGAAGAGAGAGCCAUCCCUGAUCAAGAGACAGUGUCGGAACAACAGGUGGAUUAUAGUGAAGAGGAUAAGAAAGAAGAAUGCCAUGAAAAGACAGAUAUUGCUGAUAUUGAAGCAAAAACAUCAAUGCAGACUGUGAAGACUAUUUUAGAUAACAAAGAAGAAGGAGAUCUGGAUGAUCCAAAUUUGAUAUCAGCAUCAGAAGAAAUGACACAAGCACAAGUUGAGGGCUAUAAUGUACCAACCAUUUCAACAUUAGAGCAACAUCUACAUACAACAGAAGAUGAAAAUAAUCAACAAAAUAUAAUGGCAGCAUCAGAAGUAGAUAAGGAUCAAGUCGAGUCAGAUGGAGACAGUAUAAGAGAUGGUGAAAAAGAGGUAAUAAUUGUGGAGGAAGGAGAGCCACAGCAGAGUCCCAGCACCUCCGAUGACGAAGACGUUGAAAGACAAGAUGCAUUGAGCACAAGUUCUCAAAUGGAGGAAAAGUUAAUCUCAGAUGACAACAUUACUGAUGAAGAAAACAAUGAGUCUGCUAUGGAGGAAAGGGUGUCACCAGUACAGCAAAUGACUAGAAUCUCAGAAGACAGUGGAAAGGAAGAUGCAUCCUGCACACUUUCUCAAGUGGAGGACACACUAAUUUCAGAUGACAACAUUAGAGAUGUAACCAAAAAAGAGGAUAUUGUCGAGGAGGAGGUGUCUGCUGUAGAGCAAAUGACUAGCAUCUCAGAAGAAGAUGAAGACAGUGAAAAAGAAGAUGUAUCCCAUACACUAUCUCAAGUGGAGGAUAAACUCAUCUCACACACUCAUACACUUAUUUCAGAUGACAACUUUAGAGAUGGAAUGAAAGAAGAGGAAAUUUUGGUGGGGGUGUCACCUUUACAGCAAAUGACUAGCAUCUCAGAAGAAGAUGAAGACAGUGGAAAGGAAGAUGGAUCCUGCACAGUUUCUCAAGUGCAGGAUACACUCAUUUCAGGUGACAACAUUAUUGAUGGAGUCAAAGAAGAUAAUAUUGUGAAGGAAGUGUCACCUGUAGAGCAAAUGACUAGCAUCUCAGAAGAAGAUGAAGACAGUGAAAAGGAAGAUGCAUCCCAUACACUAUCUCAAGUGGAGGAUGCACUUAUUUUAGAUGACAACAUUAGGGAUGGAAUGAAAGAAGAGGAAAUUUUAGUGGAGGUGUCACCUUUACAGCAAAUGACUAGCAUCUCAGAAGAGGAUGAAGACAGUGAAAAGGAAGAUGCAUCCCAUACACUAUCUCAAGUGGAGGAUACACUUAUUUCAGAUGACAACUUUAGAGAUGGAAUGAAAGAAGAGGAAAUUUUGGUGGAGGUGUCACCUUUACAGCAAAUGACUAGCAUCUCAGAAGAUGAAGACAGUGAAAAAGAAGAUGCAUCCCAUACACUAUCUCAAGUGGAGGAUACACUUAUUUUAGAUGACAACAUUAGAGAUGUAACCAAAGAAGAGGAUAUUGUCGAGGAGGAGGUGUCUGCUGUAGAGCAAAUGACUAGCAUCUCAGAAGAAGAUGAAGACAGUGAAAAAGAAGAUGCAUCCCAUACACUAUCUCAAGUGGAGGAUGCACUUAUUUCAGAUGAUAUUGUAAGUGAUGGUGAGAAUGAGGUACCAUUCAGGCAACAAAAAAAUAGCAUUUCAGAUGACCAAGAUGAAGAAGAUAGAAGAGAAGAUGCACCAAUAACACUUAGUCCUCAGUUGCGGGAUCAUCUCUUGUGCUCAGAUAAAAUACAUGAUGGAGAAAAGGAAGAUGUUGUAACGUCACCUUUACAGCAAAAUAUGAGCAUCCCAGAUGUCCAAGUUGUUGAAGGUGCAAACGAAAACUCACCAGGUACAAGCUUUCACAUAGAGGAAGAAGACAUUAAGUCUCACGAGAUGUUAGAGGAGGAAUCUCAGUCUUUAGAGACAGACUGUUUAGAGUUUAAUCAGGUGGCAGCAACAUCAAGGGAAAUUCAAGAAAUGCCUUGUGAAGUUACUGCACUAUCUUCUCAGAUAGAUUACACAACUCAAGAUGUUUCUGAGAGACAAGAUGCUGUUGGUCAAGAGUUAGCAGGUGGUGCUGACAUGGAGGGUUUGGAUGAUGUGGUCACAUCAUCAAGAUCAUCCAUGGUAGCCACAGGACAGGUUUCCUUGUCAGGGGCCACAGGUAGCAUAUUGACAUCUGGACAAGUACCUGAGUGUGAAACAACUCAGACUGAUUACCCAAACACAGACGCAAUUAAAACUGAACAAAGUGAGAGUGGAGAUCUCACUUUGGAAAAAGGUAAAGCAGAUGUUAUCAUUGACCUAGAGAUCAGAGAGGGUGGUGCAUAUGGACAGGUAUCACCAAUAGAUAAUUCAGAGAUUCAUGUGGUGGACAAGACCUUAUCUUUGGUGUUGGAAACAGAGCCAGGCUUAUCACAGGCAGGAGCUGCAAGUUUUAUUGAAACAAGUGAGGUAGCUGAGGAGGCUAGAAAUCUUGUUCUAAAUGAGAGUGUGCAAAUGAUUGGAGAAGCAUCAGGGGUAGACCCAAACACUGUGGGGAAAACUGCUUCGAUAGAGGUAUCUGAAGUGUCACAUUACAUGCAUGGGGCUGAGACAAGUGAAGAUCAAGUAAGUUCUGUCGAGCUUCAGACAGCCAUCAGCCAAACUCCUCAGAACAAAUCAAGAAAGAGUAAAAUAGACUUUAGCAAAGGCCCUAAAAGUCCAAAAAGCCCCUCUGGAAAGUGUAAGCAACAGUGAUUUCUGUCAGUUUACUAUAC
Molecule: messenger RNA, 7934 nt
Organism: Larimichthys crocea (large yellow croaker)
Lineage: Eukaryota; Metazoa; Chordata; Actinopteri; Sciaenidae
Exons: 14
Coding region: 229-7914 (2561 amino acids)
Biological process (GO): homophilic cell-cell adhesion
Cellular component (GO): plasma membrane; desmosome
Molecular function (GO): calcium ion binding
Source: RefSeq, a predicted model, not a curated record